Cuscuta europaea is the source of this 2609-nucleotide messenger RNA. The record is from the annotation of a GenBank genome assembly. Lineage: Eukaryota; Viridiplantae; Streptophyta; Magnoliopsida; Solanales; Convolvulaceae.
CGGACCUAGUUUUAAUACUCCGUAGUUCGAUUCCAACGAUUCCUUCUGUUCUCCGUUCCGAAGUGCAGCCCCUAAAAAUGAGAUUCACGCAAUUUUUAUUUUAUUUUAUUUAGAGGCAUCAGGGUCGUACGGACUGCUAUUAUUAAAGUACGCAGCAAUGUACACCACCGGCGGGUCUGAAAACCCCAAUUAAAUGCAACAUUAAAAUGCCUUGAGGCCGGAACACGCCAACCUGCAAAAAGCCAACCACAUUACGCAAAAGAGUCAGAGCUCAGACUGAACGCGGCUCCCGGAGUCCGCCUCAACGCCGCCGCUCGCCGGAAACUAUCGCCGUAUUUCGAGCAACCCUACCGCCGCGGCGGAGGGAUAAUUUGAGGCAGAAGAGAUGCAGAGAGAAAUUACUACUAGCUCCCAGGGAGCGCCUGGUGGACGUGUACGUCGCCGUAGAGGCUCAAAUGAGGUUCCCACCGAUGAUGUUCGAGCCAAUGGUGAUCAUUUGCUUGUCGAUGAUCGGAACAAGUACAAAUCAAUGCUGAUUCGGGGAUAUUCAUCUGUUUUGAUGAUUGGUGGAUUUGCCUUUAUAAUUUACAUGGGUCACCUGUAUAUCUUUGCCGUGGUUGCAAUCAUCCAAUUCUCAAUGGUAAAGGAGUUGUUCAAACUACUUAGGAGAACACAUGAAAGCAGACGGCUCCCUGGAUUCAGGUUAUUGAAUUGGCACUUUUACUUCACAGCUAUGCUUUUUGUUUAUGGCCGCAUCCUCAGCCAAAAGCUUGUGAAUACUUUUACUACGGACAAAUUCCUAUAUAAGCUUGUGGCAAAACUUAUCAAGUACCACAUGGUCACCUGUUACUUUUUGUAUAUAGCAGGUUUCAUAUGGUUCAUUCUUACUCUAAAGAAGAGGAUGUACAAAUAUCAGUUUGGCCAGUAUGCCUGGACCCAUAUGAUUCUAAUUGUGGUGUUCGCACAAUCCUCAUUCAUUAUAAGCAAUGUUUUUGAAGGAAUCUUCUGGUUCCUUCUACCAGUUUCAAUAGUCAUCAUCAACGAUAUUGCUGCAUACUUAUUUGGAUUUUUCUUUGGUAGAACUCCUUUGAGCGAGUUGUCCCCUAAAAAAACAUGGGAAGGUUUUAUUGGAGCAUCUGUAACUACUCUUAUCUCUGCAUUUCUGCUUGCAAAUUUGUUCGGUCGUUUUCAAUGGAUGACAUGCCCAAGGCCAGGAUUUAUCAACGGGCUGGCUUACUUGUGAUCCUGGCCCUUUGUUCAAACCAUACUAUGCCACUCUACCCGAGUGGAUCCCUCAAUGGUUUCUUCCAAGACAGGUUUUGGCAAUGCCAGUACAGUGGCAUGCACUAUUUUUUGGCCUAUUUGCAUCAUUACUUGCUCCUUUUGGAGGCUUAUUUGCAAGUGGAUUUAAAAGGGCCUUCAAACUCAAGGACUUUGGCGAUAGUAUCCCUGGGCAUGGAGGCUUGACAGAUAGGAUGGAUUGCCAGAUGGUGAUGGCUAUGUUUUCAUGGAUAUAUGUUCAGUCAUUUGUGGGGCCUCAGAACUUAUCAAUCGAGAUGAUAUUGGAUCAGAUAUUAAUGAACCUUCCAUUUGAGGACCAACUAUCCCUGUUCACGAAGCUUGGGCAGAUCAUCCAGGAGAAGCGUUUUGCAGAAACUUGAGCAUGUGGGGGUUCACAAAAUGCUUUAAUGUUAGGAUGAUAACUUGUACCAGUUUUAUCGCAAAGUUAGCUCUUCUACUUCUUUAAUCCAGUGCUUUUGUAUAUUAUUACAGUAGCAAGUAUUCUCCAUACGCUUCUUAUAAACACAUACCCUUUGUAGUUAGGCCUCAUUUUCUAUCCUUGAUUGUUGUGCACCCUUGUAUAGUACCUUGCUCCAUUGAAAUUGCUAUUAGGUUUUCUUUAGUGUAUUUUUUGCACUUGUGAUAAUAUUGGAACUUAUCAAUUACCAUCAAGUUAUGUAGAAGAAGAAUCUGACUUCGGGGUGGACACGGGCCUGGUUCUAAUCCCAAGAGGUAGAAACAUAAAACGGAACGGUGGUAACAGUCCAGUUCCGACAAAUCUGGUUGCGGAUCUAAUUUGAAAUUGAUGGUUACAAUCCUACUGGAUUUUGUGGCUUGUUUUUGGUAGACACAACUGGUAUUAGAAUCAUAACUAAGGACUGUAGUUGGUCAGGUAGCCGUCCUACCAGGUUAUUUCUUACUAGUGCGUGGCAUAAAGUUAAUUCUAAAUUUGGUGUUGAUGUUUUUACUUGGACUAUUUUCAGUCCCAGAUCAGACUUAAACAGACUAAUCCAUACUAGACCAGACUUAAACAGACCAAUUCAGAUCAGGUCAGACUUCUAUAGUUAUAAAAUACAAACAGACGAGACGUUUAUUAGACCAUUUCAGACAAGAUUAGACCAUCAAAUUUCAAUCCAAGUAAAAACAUCCUAAAUUGAAGAUUGUUGGACACUUGGACAUCAGCUCUGAAGUAAUUAAAAAACAGUGAUUUUCCAUCCUUGGAGUUUGAAUACUUAUCAACAGCUCACUCAUAUUAAUUGAAAAAAGUAACAAUUGUGCCAUAUUUUGUAUACAUUUGGAUGGAUAAUUAUUUGUUUUCCUUGCGUAUU